Molecule: messenger RNA, 1131 nt
Organism: Rhinichthys klamathensis goyatoka
Lineage: Eukaryota; Metazoa; Chordata; Actinopteri; Cypriniformes; Leuciscidae
Exons: 5
Coding region: 14-916 (300 amino acids)
Source: RefSeq, a predicted model, not a curated record
UAUUUAAACGGAGAUGUUUCGGCGAUGUCAGACUCUUUUUUGCAUCAUCAUGUGUAUGGUGUCGACUACAAAUACCGCUUCCCCUCUCGGCCACAGAGGAGCGCUGUCCUUCUCCAAUUCACUGCGCCUCACGCGCACUGUCCGCGCCAGCGUUCAACAGCUGCUGUCCCGAUACAAACAACAGGUGUUUAGAGGCGAGCUCUUUGAAUACGGAGACCUAGGCCUAAUGAAGCUGAGUACACUACCCACGGUGACUGUCAGUUAUCAGACCUGGCUACACAUGCAGGACACUGAGCGUUUGCGUUUGGCCUCUCACUACCUCCAAACUUUCUGGACUCAACUGGAAAGUCAACGGCAGCAGCUUGAGAGAGAAAGAGAUGCGACGAAAGAAAAAAGAGAGCAGCGAAGAGACAAACGAGGAAGGCCACAGCCCACCUUGUGCCAAAGUUUUGUCGGUCUGCAAAUAGAUCUGCGGGAUCUAAUGAGACAAGUCAACUCACAGUUGAAGAGUAUUGCACGGUUGUCUGCAUCCACAAAAUCUCCACUUCUCCAUCCCCUACACUCCACUUCAUUGUCCAGUCCGUUUCCCAGCAUGCAUCAUUCCACAGACAGCACCAGAAAGCUCCAGAGCCCAAGACCCACUGUUAACCCUAGGAGCUCCGCACACUUCACCGUACAAUCAUCUCAGACCUUUAACUCUGCCGACAGAAGAUUGACUUCAGCAAUGGAGAAGACCACUGUUAGCCUCCUGCAACCCACCACCCGGGCAUCGACGCUCACCUCGACCCAGCAGACCACAACAGCAGGGGAGUCACUUUGGAUUCAACAUAUGAGAGGGUUCAUGAUACUGAGAGAUCUAGAACGGUUCUUGAGCAGAUUGGCACGAGAUUACACUGUGCUCCAAGCCAAAUACUGAAAAACACAUCAAGAAAAACCUUUAAAAAAGAAAAACCAAGUAUUGGACAAACACGGAAUUAAAUUAUAAAACACAACCAAGGAAAUGCAUAAUUGAAUACACUAACAUUCAUAUCCCUAAAGAACUUCAUGUCAUAGUUGCUGUUUACCUUGCUCAUUAACUGUUUUUUUUAUGAGAAUAAUUUAUUAUUUACCGUUUGUUUACAAAAGACUAGA